Messenger RNA from Brienomyrus brachyistius, 4563 nucleotides. It is a transcript of the gene cyriba, whose product is annotated as family with sequence similarity 49 member Ba. The transcript has 13 exons. Gene Ontology annotation, biological process: regulation of actin filament polymerization; positive regulation of T cell activation. The record is from RefSeq and is a predicted model, not a curated record. The coding region runs from base 2953 to 3927 and encodes 324 amino acids. Gene Ontology annotation, molecular function: small GTPase binding. NCBI's taxonomy places the organism in Eukaryota, Metazoa, Chordata, Actinopteri, Osteoglossiformes, Mormyridae.
GGGGGGGGGGGGUGAUGUGUGGCGUGUGAGCGUGUGGCUACGUGUUAUCCCGUCUGGGCAGUGGUGGCUUAAUAGUUAACGAAGCUCACUUGUAAUUGAAAGAUUGCAGGUUCAAAUCCCCGACCAGCAAGGCAGUACCGAGGUACCCUGAGCAAGGUACCGCCCCCAAGAUACCGCCCCCAAGCACUGCUCCCCGGGCGCUGAAUUAGCUGCCCCCUGCUACGUCACAUUGUCACAUAUGUGUUAAAUGCAGAGAGUACAUUUCGUUGUUGUGCACUGUGUGCUGUGGUGUGUCAACAAUGACCACUGAUCACUAAAUUCUACAUCCCAGUAGGUCCGUCUGCCUUUGUGUAAAGCCUUCAGAUGUGUCUUGAUCUGUACAAGUUCCAGCAGGUCUGUUUAAAUUUUGUUGUGCUCUGAGUUGCUGCUUGAUUUAUAUCAACCGACCCGUUUCAGGUCCGAAUUGAUAGAGUAGAAUGUGUCUCGACCCAUGCAAGUUUUAGCAGGAACGGUCGAUUUCCAAGGUUGUACUGUAUGGCUCGACGUAUUAGGUCUCUGUGCUUGUGAUCGGAAGGUUGCUGGUUUGAGUCCCAUCCUUGGCAGAAUAGUCACAGCUCCCAUAGGUCUUUCAGCACGGGCCCUAACCCCUGAACGACUCCAAGGGUGAACUUGUACUCACACCCUAAGGUUCACCCUAACCUGUGCAGAUGUGAAAGUCUCAAAAUAACAAGACAGGAAGUGUUAUUAUGUAUGUUGCCUCUGCAGAUCCACCUACUCAGAGCUGCCAAGGUUGUAGUCUAUGCCUGGCAGCUCGGGCAUUUGAAGUGUUGCCCACGCAGAUUUCAAAGGGACCUCUGGACUCGAUAGAGGAGGGAGACUCUGUUCUGAGACUUUCGCUGACAGUCUAAAGGGACUCGCACUGCUCUUUGGACUAUAGUAAGGCAUGUGCGUGCGUGGUGUGUCUGAAGGCUGAGCGCAUCCAGAAGGCUGUCAGGUCUCCUCAAACAAGUCACAUCCAACUCUAGCUGGAAAUUAAAUGUCCGACGUAGCUUCCUGGCUCUGCCCUGGUGCUGCUGAGGUGUAAAGGAAGAAAUGGGCUACAGCACGGGGACUGCACGCUAAGCGCUAAUGCUAGUGACCAGCCCUGCCUGUGGCAUUCAGGAUCCCUGAGUUGAUUCCGCUCGAUCCCUGCUGAGGUGGGGGGCCUAACCCUAACCCUGUCCUCCUGUAAAACUCGCGUCGGCACGACAUAACUGCAGGACGGCCCCCCACCUUUCCCAAUGUGUAAAGCUCUCCCUCUCCUUCAGGGGGCAUCAGUGAGCAGCAGCUUGGUCGAGAGCUGGCACUUCCACCAUUGCCCGGAGUGGCUUUUCCGUCGUAGAUUGUUUUCCGUGGGCAGGAAUGGUUGGGCCUUCAUUCCUCUAAGCCUCAGCAGGCCAUUUUUUUCCGGAACGUGCCUUUGCAUCUGUCCAGAUUGACCGGCGGGCUGGUGAGUGCGUCUGCAUUUGUCCACUCUGCGGCUGGGGUGACAGGAGACGGAGCCGGGAGCGUUCUGGCCCAAAGCCAGGAUGACGAGGAGUCAUUAGCAGCCUGCUGGUCACGCCGGGAGAGUGAGUGUGCAUAACCACACGGUUUAAGUAGCCAUGGAUAUUCACGUUCAUGUCUGCUCUCCUGCCAGGGGCAUAGCAAGGCAGGGGUGGUCCUGGGGGGCUCCAGGGUGAGCCAGUGCCCUUGUGACAACAUGCAUGCCCCCCUGGUGGGCCCAAUAAAUGAAUAUUCUAGUUGGGUCUGAAAUAUAUUAUUAUUACUAUUAUUAUUAUUAUUAUUAUUUACAUUUAUAUAUGUGGGCUGAAAUUCUGUGUGUUGGCAACAGGCGAAACACAUCCAUCCAUCCAUCCAUUUUCCAAACCGCUUAUCCUACUGGGUCGCGGGGGGUCCGGAGCCUAUCCCGGAAGCAAUGGGCACGAGGCAGGGAACAACCCAGGAUGGGGGGCCAGCCCAUCGCAGGGCACACUCACACACCAUUCACUCACACAUGUACUCCUAUGGGCAGUUUAGCAACUCCAAUUAGCCUCAGCAUGUUUUUGGACUGUGGGGGGAAACCGGAGUACCCGGAGGAAACCCCACGUCGACACGGGGAGAACAUGCAAACUCCACACACAUGUAACCCAGGCGGAGACUCGAACCUGGGCAGGCGAAACACACACAUAAUUAAAUGUUCUUGACAGACUCUUAAGGUGGGUACGCUGGGUGGUCGAGCCGCUUCAGCCGGUGAACGUCAAAAUUUAUGACGAAGCAUGACAGUCUAAACAAGAAAUCGAAAUGAGCUACAUAUUUGUAAAAAAUUUACAAAUGUGACUGCAAAGAAUUGCAUAAAUAACUUAUCAGUUCUCUAAAUUUUCUUUUGCUUUUUAAUGCUAACAAUCAAGUGUAAGUAAUACUUGGAGGAUGUUAAGGUCAAAUGCAUCUGCCCCCCCUAACAGAGCAACUUGCCCCAGUCGGGCCACGCAGUUGAAAUGAUCUAGACUCACCACUAAAGUGAGGGGCGGGGGAGCCCUGCUGCCGGGGCUGUGGGUGUGUGUGUGUGUGUGUGUGUGUGUGUGUGUGUGGGUGUGUGUGUGUGUGUGUGUGUGUGUGUGUGUGUGUGUGUGUGUGUGUGGGUGGGUGUGUGUGUGUGUGUGUGUGUGGGUGUGCUUAGCGUGAGGAGGGAGGUUUGGGGUGGGGAGACUGCGUGCAGCGACAUGGCCAGCGCCCCAGGGAGGAAUGUGGAAGUGGAGCUGCUGGGGAUUACAGGGACCCCCCCCCAUGCAGGCGUUCCAGACCCAGAUCCAGUGGACAGUGCUUGACCCCAGUGACUGGCCAGGCUGGACCUCGUCUCUGAGACCUGAACAUCCCACCUUCUGCUCGAGAGCCCAGAGACAGUCGAAGAGACACUGGUAAGAGGUACACAGGAUGGGUAAUCUGAUUAAGGUGUUAACCAGGGAUAUAGACCAGAAUGCUGGGAAUUUUUUCCUGGAUUUUGAAAACGCACAACCCACAGAAGCCGAGCGGGAGAUAUGGAACCAAGUGAAUGUGGUCCUCAAGGAGGCUCGUGGCAUUCUGGACGACCUGCAGGCAUACCAUGGUGCAGGGGAAGCCAUCCGGGAGGCUAUCCAGAACCCCAGUAAUGAGAAGCUACAGGAGAAAGCAUGGGCCGCAGUGGUUCCUCUGGUGGGAAAGCUGAAGAAAUUCUAUGAGUUCUCGCUCCGGUUAGAGGCAGCACUGCACAGCCUCCUGGGGGCGCUCACCAGCACGCGCUACACGCCAACGCAGCAUUUGGAGCGGGAGCAGGCGCUGGCCAAGCAGUUUGCAGAGAUCCUGCACUUCACACUGCGUUUUGAUGAGCUCAAGAUGACAAACCCAGCCAUCCAGAAUGACUUCAGCUACUACCGAAGAACUUUAAAUCGCAUGCGGAUCAAUAACGUUCCGGCUGAGGGAGAAAAUGAGGUCAACAACGAGCUGGCCAAUCGGAUGUCUCUCUUCUAUGCGGAGGCCACGCCCAUGCUGAAGACGUUAAGUGAUGCCACAACAAAAUUUGUCUCAGAGAACAAGAACCUGCCCAUAGAAAACACCACAGACUGCUUGAGCACCAUGGCCAGUGUGUGCAAAAUCAUGCUGGAGACGCCCGAAUAUCGCAGCCGCUUCGCCAGCGAGGAGACCGCCUCCUUCUGUCUGCGUGUCAUGGUGGGGGUCAUCAUUCUCUACGACUUUGUUCACCCUGUCGGCGCCUUCGCCAAGGGCUCCAAGAUCGACAUGCGAGGAUGCAUUAAAGUGCUGCGCGACCAGCCCCGGAACAGCGUGGAAGGCCUUCUGAACGCGCUCAGGUACACCACAAAGCACCUGAACGACGAAUCUACCUCCAAGAGCAUCAAAGCCAUGCUUCAGUAGAGCCUCCGGAAGCUUCUGGGAGACAGUAUUGUCAAGCAGCGAGCAGAAUGUCUUCAGAAAAGUUUGACAUCCAUACAGAGUGGCUCCACCCGUUUAUAACGAAAACGUUUCUGCUAAACUCAGUCUUUUCUGUGCCAAAAUUUUAACUAGAGAGCUGGAGAUUUUUUUUAACGCUUUCAGAAAAGACCAUGGAUCCUGUGGCAGCUAUUGUCGCGUAACAUUUCUGGUUUAUUUGUUUUCGUAUAUGAGAGGGAGAGUAAUUUGACUUGAAAAUAAACAUAUAGAUAUAAAAAAUUACAUUAUUUUUGUCGGAUCUGAUAUUUAAUGUCGUUUUCUCUGCUUGUCAGGAUUUCAUUCUUGGUUUCAUGCCAAGGAAAAAAAAAUCAUUUUAAAUUAUGUCAUAAUGAAAGGUACCCGGACAAUGGAGAUUAUUGCAAAAGAUACACUGUUUAUGCCGCAGAUUUCUUAAUUAUUUUUUAUAGUUUUUGAUUUCCUUCUGUACGAGUGGAAUGAUAUUAAUUUGAAAAUCAGCCUCCAGACUGAUGCGUGUUGAUUCAGAUUUUAGAUAUAUCUAUGAGGGCAUGUGAAUGGAAAACGGAAAAUUUGACUUAAAUAAAAAUGCUUUUUGUUUUUCUA